Messenger RNA from Brachypodium distachyon (stiff brome), 2182 nucleotides. RefSeq names its product proline-rich receptor-like protein kinase PERK4. The record is from RefSeq and is a predicted model, not a curated record. Bases 263 to 1828 code for a protein of 521 amino acids. Gene Ontology annotation, molecular function: protein kinase activity; ATP binding. Lineage: Eukaryota; Viridiplantae; Streptophyta; Magnoliopsida; Poales; Poaceae. Gene Ontology annotation, biological process: protein phosphorylation. The transcript has 3 exons.
GCGAAAAUAGCAAGAGCCAGAUGGCAUCGCCUUCCCCUCCCCCAUUGCGUUCGCCAUGGUCCAUGGAGGAGUCGCUUUGGCCUCCGCGUCGUCGGCGAGAGGCCGAGGCCAAGCCUCCACCCACCAUCACGCACACCUCCUUCUCCGGUGCCGGUGCUGCACCGCCGCCGCUGAAUGAUCCAUCAGACCAGCAGCAGGCGAGAAAUCAACAUCACAGGCAAGAUCGUUCGACCCAAUCUUCGUCCUCCUUCCACGUGCCUCCAUGGCAUCAUCCGAUUCCUCGCCGCCGUCAACAACGCCGAUCCUGGCGACCCGCGCGUCGAGGCGGCUGUCGUCGUCGCAUAAAAGCUCCUACGGCGGGCUGAAGCUGAAGCCCGAACAGGUCGCCCUCGCCGGCGUCGGCGCGGCGCUGCUCCUGGUCGCCGCUUCCUGCUGCUUCUGCUGCUGCCGGAGCAAGAAGAAGAAGUCGUCGUCCAGGCCGCCGCCGCCUUACCUCGACCCCGCCAUGCGCUUCUACGCCGACACCUCCGGCUUCAAAGGGGACACCACGGCGAGCUACAGCCCGACGCCGCCGCAUCAAUGGCGGGUUGCGCCGGCGCCGGCCUCUCCGGACACGGACUCGACGGCCUUCUCGAAAUCCCGCUUACCACCAGCGAUGCCGCCGCCGCCGCCGGUGCCGGCGGGGGCGGAGAAGAGCGCGUUCAGCUACGCAGAUCUGGCGGCGGCCACGGGCGGGUUCUCGGAGGCCAACCUGCUGGGCCAGGGCGGGUUCGGCUACGUGCACCGCGGCGAGCUCCUGCUACCGUCGGUGACGGGGAAGAAGAAGAAGAAGGAGAAGGUGGCGGUGGCGGUGAAGCAGCUGAAGGCGGGGAGCGGGCAGGGGGAGCGGGAGUUCCAGGCGGAGGUGGACAUGAUCAGCCGCGUGCACCACCGCCACCUCGUCUCCCUCCUCGGCUACUGCAUCGCCGGCCACCACCGCCUCCUCGUCUACGCCUUCGUCCCCAACCACACCCUCGAGCACCACCUCCAUUCUGCCUCGCCGCCCGUCGACUGGCCCACCCGCCUCCGCAUCGCCAUUGGCGCCGCCAAGGGCAUCGCCUACCUCCACGAAGACUGUAACCCGCGGAUCAUCCACCGGGACAUCAAAUCGGCCAACAUCCUCCUGGACGACGACUUCGAGGCCAAGGUUGCUGAUUUUGGGCUGGCGAAGCUGAGCCAUGGCACGGAGACGCACGUGUCGACGCGUGUCAUGGGCACCUUCGGGUACCUGGCGCCGGAGUACGCGUUGACCGGGAAGCUGACGGAGAAGUCGGACGUGUUCUCCUACGGCGUCAUGCUGCUCGAGCUCCUCACGGGCCGCCGGCCCUCGGACCGCUGCCACGACGGCAAUGGCGACGACGAUGACGACAACCUGGUGGACUGGGCGCGGCCGGCGCUGGCGCGGGCGCAGGCUGACGGCGGCUACGGCGCGCUCGUCGACCGCCGGCUGCGCGUCGAGUACGACGCGGCUGAGGCGGCGCGCGUGGCCGCCUGCGCGGCCGCAUGCGUCCGCCACGCCGGGAGACGGCGGCCCAAGAUGAGCCUCGUCGUCAAGGCGCUGCAGGGGCACGUGCCGCUCGAGGCGCUCAACGUGGACGCGGCGCGCGGGGACACGCUGAGCUCCGUCGGCUCCAUGCCCGAGUUCGGCAAUGGCGGCGGCUACCGCCGGUUGGGGUCAGGGUCAGGCUCGAGCUCGACCACGGCGUCUUCUACUUCGUCGUCGUCGAAUUACACGGCGCAGAUGGAGCGGAUCAGGAAUAAGGCUGUCGCCCAGCCCAGCCCGGAUUAGUACAGCGCAGAGCAACAGCCCGGAUCAGGUCUCUCUCUCAUGUUCUCUUUGAAUUUUAGCUUAGGUUCUGAUCGUGCUGAUAUGUCGCUGACAUGUAACUUUCUGCUAAAAUUGCAUAUAGCUGAAUGGAGUACACGGAGUAGUGAGUACUCCUACCGAGAUUACAAGAAAAAAUAGCUAUAAUUACCCGAUUCACGCGUGAUGCACUUGCUACCUUCUGUAUAUCGGGUUCGUAAUAAAACUAGCUGCGUGCAUCUAUCGACGGAGAGUCUGAAGAUUUCCCCUUUGUAAGAGGAAAACUAGCUGCGUCUAUAGACAAAAUCAUAAAAGGAGGAGAGGAAGCAGCUUCAUCCA